This is a messenger RNA of Drosophila teissieri, 1511 nucleotides long. Its product is annotated as fizzy-related protein homolog. The coding region runs from base 77 to 1435 and encodes 452 amino acids. The transcript has a single exon. Lineage: Eukaryota; Metazoa; Arthropoda; Insecta; Diptera; Drosophilidae. Gene Ontology annotation, molecular function: protein binding; ubiquitin ligase activator activity; anaphase-promoting complex binding. Gene Ontology annotation, cellular component: anaphase-promoting complex. Gene Ontology annotation, biological process: positive regulation of ubiquitin protein ligase activity; anaphase-promoting complex-dependent catabolic process; positive regulation of anaphase-promoting complex-dependent catabolic process. The record is from RefSeq and is a predicted model, not a curated record.
AUGCUAGGCAUUUUCCGUUGGAAUCGGUGCACACCCUGACAAGCAUCACACGACAAACAAUAAUUUCAAUUCGGAGAUGUUUCAACCGGAGUAUGAACAACGAUUGCUUCGGGGCGUCGCCGGCGGAAAGAAGGAGUACCUUGAUCUACGCUGCAUUCCCACGCGAGCUGGUAAUCAGUGGAACCGCAACUUCGCCCUCGCUCCAGGAGACUCCUGUGAGUGCCAGAGCUCUUUGUACUCUUGCCUGUUGCGCAACGAGUUCCUGGACGAGAAUAUAACGUCAUUGGAGAACUGCAAGCAAAGCACACAGGUCCAUGCCCAGUCAGAGGAGUUUAAGGAGAGGCAUAACAACCGCAUCUUUGGAUUUGCCAAACACUCUUUGCCGCCUGUGCGUACACCAUUCGCCAACAUUAGCGAGAGCAGCCAACGACUGCUCAGUAUCUCCAAAAGACCCGUGCGCCGCCUGCCACGUCGGCCGUACAAGAUACUCGAUGCGCCGGAGCUGCAAGAUGACUUCUACCUGAAUCUCAUUGACUGGUCGUCGAAAAACACCCUAGCCGUUGGCCUUGGGUGCUCGGUUUAUCUGUGGAGUGCAGUCAGUGGACAGGUGACGCGACUGUGCGACUUCAACAAUGAAGACAACCUGGUGACAGCAGUUAGCUGGCACGGUGAGGGCCGUCAGGUGGCCAUCGGCACCCAGUCCGGAUACGUGACCAUUUGGGAUGCCGAGCGGCAGAAGCAGUUGAACCGACUGGACGGGCACUCGGCGCGUGUAACUGCGCUAGCUUGGCGUGGCAACCGAUUGGCCAGUGGCUCCCGCGACCGCUCCAUUUUGCAGCGAGAUGUUCGUAAUCCCCCCACGCACAUAACCCGCUGUUUGCGCGGACACAAGUUAGAGGUGUGUGGCCUACAGUGGUCGCCCAGCAAUCGCUACUUGGCCAGCGGUGGCAGCGAUAACCGACUGCUGGUUUGGACGGACGACUGGCCAGAGCCCAUUUACGCCUUCGACGAGCACAAGGCGGUGGUCAAGGCGCUCGGCUGGUCGCCACAUAAAUCCGGUCUCCUGGCCAGUGGCGGUGGGUCCGCCGAUCAAUGCUUGCGCUUUUGGAACGUGCUCACCGGGAAGCUGGUGCAGUGCAUCAACACCGGCGCCCAGAUCAGCAACCUGGCUUGGGCUAGGGACUCUCGUGAAUUGGUGACCACGCACGGACACGCGCAGCCACAGGUCAUUGCCUGGCGAUAUCCCUCGCUGAAGCAGGUGGCCAGGCUGUCCGGGCACACGCAGCGGGUACUCCACCUGUCCGUGAGCCCGGACAACGAGUCCAUAGUGACUGGCGGCGCAGAUGAGACGCUUCGCUUCUGGACCGUUUUCACCAAACAGCAAACAUCCAAGGAGACGAACUCUGGGCUCAGUUUGUUCCAAGGCAUAAGAUGAGGACUAAAUUGCGACGUAUUCCUUGUGCUCCGAUGAAUUAUAUUUAUUACCAGCUAAAGUUUCUUAUCUUUCUUGA